Messenger RNA from Medicago truncatula (barrel medic), 950 nucleotides. RefSeq names its product CRIB domain-containing protein RIC4. The coding region runs from base 242 to 754 and encodes 170 amino acids. The record is from RefSeq and is a predicted model, not a curated record. Lineage: Eukaryota; Viridiplantae; Streptophyta; Magnoliopsida; Fabales; Fabaceae. The transcript is spliced from 3 exons.
AGUUUAACCAACUAACUACUCUAACAUUAAUAAUAUACCCACUCCAUUAUAGUACUCUACACUUUAUAUCUCACUUACCAACCUUGGAUUUAAAAUAGUUUAUUAAUUCCCCACAUUAAUCAUUCUAGCUUGAUCACAAAGACAAAUAUGAACCUAAAUAUAAUCCCCAAUUGUAGGUUCCCUAUUCAUAGUUGAUACAUAUAUACAAAAAAAAAAAAAAAAAAUAUUGGGUUUAGAAGAAAUGAGAAAUCAUAUGGAGAGAUUAGUAGUUCUUCCUUUUUCUUUCAGGUGUGCUUCUAAUUCAAGUGUGGAAUUAGGUGAACAAAAAGGGCAAAAAAUAGAUUCAAAAGACUCAAUUGAUUCAAGAAGACAAGAAGGACAAGUCAUCAUCACAACCAAAAUCAAGAAAAAAAGGUCUUCUGGAUUUUUUGUUCUACCAAAGCCUAAUGUAGCUGCAGGCAUACAGAGAUUGAUCAGGGGUAUCAAGAGUUUAUCUCAAUUAUUUUUUUACAAAAAGCAUAUUGAGGAGAUGGAACAAGAUAUGGAAAUAGGGUAUCCAACGGAUGUAAAGCAUGUAACACAUAUUGGACUUGAUGGGUCAACAACCACAAAUAAUGUUAAAGAAUGGGACAAUUUGAAGGCACCUGAAUUACUUUCUUUAUCUCCAAUUACGUUAAAGCAAUUUGAAUUGGCAAUGGCUACCCAAGCUCACCAACAACCACUCAUUGAUAACUCUUCCCCAAAAUGUGAUUAAAAAUACUUGUGGACUCAUUAUUGUUGGCACACUAAAUUCUCUUCUAAUUGUAGAUUAAUGAUGAUAAUGAUGGUUGAUAAUGAUGUUUUUAUAGGAGUUUACAUUGUCCAUAAAAUUAAAAUUCAUGAUAUUUGUAACUUCUUUGGACUCUUGUUUUGAUCCGUUCUUGAGAUUACAUCUUCAUUGGUUUUUUUAA